Messenger RNA from Chlorella variabilis, 383 nucleotides. RefSeq lists its product as hypothetical. Gene Ontology annotation, molecular function: protein binding. The annotation marks the transcript as partial. The record is from RefSeq and is a predicted model, not a curated record. The transcript is spliced from 3 exons. NCBI's taxonomy places the organism in Eukaryota, Viridiplantae, Chlorophyta, Trebouxiophyceae, Chlorellales, Chlorellaceae.
AUGGAGGCGGCCGCCGCCUGCAGCAGCGCCGGCGGCAGCGAGUCGGGGCAUGCGUCGCCGCCCGACACGCCCUGCCCGUUGCGCCUCACUUCAGAGGAGCUGGGCCCGCCAGACUGUGUGCUGGAGGGCGGGGGGUGGACCAUCCCGGCGCACAGGUCUGUGCUGCGCCAGCGGUGCGACCACUUCCGCGCGAGGUGCGGCGCGGGGUGGGCCGACGCCAGCGCCGACCGCGUGCGCGUGCCAGACCACUUCAGCAAGCAGGCGGUGGCAGCCUUCCUGCACUACGUGUACAACGACAGCAUGGAGGGGUGCAGCGACCCUCAGGAGGCGAUUGGGGUGCUGCACGUCGCUCUCUACUACUCUUGCCCCCGCCUGGUGCACCU